Molecule: messenger RNA, 2613 nt
Organism: Marasmius oreades (fairy-ring Marasmius)
Lineage: Eukaryota; Fungi; Basidiomycota; Agaricomycetes; Agaricales; Marasmiaceae
Exons: 8
Coding region: 1-2613 (870 amino acids)
Biological process (GO): maturation of SSU-rRNA from tricistronic rRNA transcript (SSU-rRNA, 5.8S rRNA, LSU-rRNA); ribosomal small subunit assembly
Cellular component (GO): Pwp2p-containing subcomplex of 90S preribosome; small-subunit processome
Molecular function (GO): protein binding
Source: RefSeq, a predicted model, not a curated record
AUGAAAGCUAACUUCAAGUUUUCCAAUAUAUGUGGAACAGUUUAUCGCCAGGGAAAUGUGUUAUUCACGCCAGACGGUAAUUCUUUGUUGAGUCCGGUUGGGAACAGAGUGUCCGUUUUUGACCUCGUCAAUAACAAAUCGUUUACUUUUGCGUUCGAAAAUCGCAAGAACAUUGCUGCGAUUGCGCUGAGUCCCGAUGGCAAUAUAUUGAUCAGCGUUGAUGAAGACGGUCGUGCACUUCUCGUCAACUUCAAGAGAGGCGUUGUCCUCCAUCACUUUAACUUUCACAAACCUAUCAAGGAUAUCAAGUUCUCUCCGGACGGAAAAUACAUUGCUGUUACUCAUGGCGCACAUAUUCAAGUGUGGCGAACACCAAAUCAUCUUGCCCGCGAAUUUGCACCGUUUGUGUUGCAUCGAACCUACACCGGCCAUCAUGACGAUGUUUUGAGUAUUCAAUGGGCGUCUGACUCCAAGUGUUUUAUCUCUGCUUCCCGCGACAUGACGGCCCGACUGUUCACAUUAAAUCCAGUGGAAGGUUUUCGACCGAAAACGUUUGCAGGUCAUAGAAAUGCUGUCUUGAAUGCCUAUUUCGCGUCAGAUGGGACGACUAUUUACACUGUUAGCAAAGAUGGUGCCGUCUUCACCUGGAAAGCGAAAGAGUCCACCGAGUCGGAUUCGGAUGACGAUCAAACUCCCAUCGCGACUACUUCGGAAGGCAACUCAAACUACAUUAUCAAUACCCGCUGGGGUGUCCAUAAACGAAACUACUUCAACCAAGCUGGGACGACUGUGGUCUGUACAACUUUCCAUGCACCCUCCAGUCUCCUUGUCGUCGGCUUUUCCACUGGAAUUUUCGGUUUGUGGGAAAUGCCCGCAUUCUCCAACGUUCAUACCCUCAGCAUUUCUCAAGAAAAAAUCUCUUCGGUUGCCAUAAACCAUUCAGGUGAAUGGUUAGCAUUCGGUGCCAGGAAAUUGGGACAAUUGCUUGUUUGGGAGUGGCAAUCAGAGUCCUACAUCCUCAAACAACAAGGACACUACUUCGACAUGAACACCCUUGGUUACGCUCCCGAUGGACAGACUAUUGCCACAGGAGGUGAUGACGGUAAAGUCAAAGUAUGGUCAACGCAUUCCGGCUUUUGUUUUGUCACCUUUACGGAACACUCUGCGCCCAUCUCAUCAGUAUCCUUUGCAAAACAAGGAAGCGUCCUUUUUUCCGCAUCAUUGGAUGGUACUGUUCGCGCGUUCGAUUUGAUGCGCUAUCGUAACUUCCGAACAUUCACCUCACCGUCUCCCGUACAAUUCUCCUGUCUUGCCGUGGACCCCUCCGGAGAAGUAGUUGCAGCUGGAUCGGCAGAUUCGUUCGAGGUGUUUUUGUGGUCUGUUCAAACAGGGAAAUUGUUAGAUGUCUUGGCGGGUCAUGAGGGUCCCGUCAGCUCUCUGGCGUUUUCACCGUCUGGUGCUAACCAGCUUGCAAGUGGAUCUUGGGAUCGCACCGUGCGUGUGUGGAACGUUUUUGGUCGCUCGCGAGCUGUUGAACCCUUCUCAUUGAACUCGGAUGUUCUUGCCAUCACCUUCCGGCCUGAUGGUAAGGAGGUUGCUGCGUCCACCCUGGAUGGGCAGAUUAUGUUUUUUGAUAUUCAAGAAUCGAAGCAGACGAAUACAAUAGAGGGGCGGAAGGAUAUCUCUGGAGGUCGAAAGGUAGAUGAUCGGAUGUCGGCGGCCAACAGUACUUCAGGCAAAGCUUUCACGAGUCUUGCUUACACAGCUGACGGUCGUUGUCUCUUGGCCGGUGGGAACAGCAAGUAUGUGGUGAUAUAUGACGUGCGAGAAGGGGAAGGGGUGAUGGUAAAAAAAUUCCAGAUAUCGGAGAAUCUGUCAUUGGAUGGAACGCAGGAAUUUCUGGACAGUCGGAGAGUGAACGAAGCUGGUAUCAAUAUCGAUCUCAUUGAAUCCAGGGGAGACGAGAGCGAUCUGGAGGAUCGUCUUGAUACGUCUCUUCCAGGCGCUACCCGCGGUGCUGGAGAUAUGUCAAAACGAAAGUAUCGUCAGGAAGCUAGGACGAAAUGCGUGCGGUUUUCGCCAACAGGGAGAGCAUGGGCUGCAGCAUCCACCGAGGGUCUUCUGAUAUAUUCUCUCGACGAAACCGUUACCUUUGAUCCUUUCGACCUCUCUAUCGACCUCACACCGGAAUCCGUGCUCGAGGUGCUCUCAUCUGGCGAGUACCUCAAAGCACUCGUCAUGGUUUUCCGUCUCAACGAAAAACCGCUGAUUCAACAUGUAUACGAGAACAUACCUCGUGCUGAUAUCCGUCUGGUCGCCCGCCAACUGCCAGUCCUCUACGUACCGCAACUCCUCCGAUUCGUGGCAGAUCACCUCGAGCAAAGUCCACAUCUUGAAUUCGAUCUCCUCUGGGCAAAUACAUUGCUCAUGACGCACGGGCGGUACCUUCGAGAUCGUUCAGCAGACUACGCGAGCGUUUUCCGGAUGUUGCAAAAAGGUCUAGGGGAUUGCGAGGCAACUAUCUCAAAGCUCUGCGACCAAAAUUUAUCGACUUUAUCCUAUAUGAUUGACCAGGGCAGGUUGCAGCAGAAUAUGGACAUUGACGAGCUUUAG